This is a messenger RNA of Clonostachys solani, 1473 nucleotides long. The record is from the annotation of a GenBank genome assembly. Lineage: Eukaryota; Fungi; Ascomycota; Sordariomycetes; Hypocreales; Bionectriaceae.
AUGGUCGCUGUUUGUCUAUCUUUUAUGCUAGUAGGCCUGGACAGCAACAUCAUCGCAACAGCCGUCCCAGCAAUGACUAGCUAUUUUGGCACUAUCAAUGACAUUGCGUGUCGGCUGAUGUCAGGCUCGUUUCAACUCAUGUUCGGAAAGCUUUAUACCAUGCUUCCAGCAAGAAUAUUGAUCCUAGUGAAUCUCGCCAUAUUUGCUGCGGGUACUCUGCUGUGCGCCCUUGCACCGAGCUCGUCGAUAUUCAUCUUGGGACGAGCCAUCACCGGCUUCGCUACCGCUGCCGUCAUCUCAGGAGCGUUUGCCAUGGUCAUACAUAUCUCGCCGUUGCGGAAGCGAUCAACAUACGCCGGAAUGGGCGCCGCAACAGAGGCCGUGGCAUCCCUCACGGCUCCUCUCUUUGGUGGUCUGCUAACCGACCAAUUGAGCUGGCGAUGGUGUUUCUAUAUUCAAUUGCCGCUAAUCGUUGGUAUAUUCUUCAUUGUGCUUUUCUUUAUUGACUUAACCGCGGGAAAACCUAUGGCCGAUCAGGACUUCCUGUCAGUCCUGCGCAAGCUGGACGUAUUGGGAACGGCCCUAUUUGUGCCGACUAUUACACUACUAGUUCUGGCACUGCAAUGGGGAGGUAGUAAAUACGAUUGGUCGGACUGGCGCGUUAUAUUGCCGUUAUGCAUUUCCGCCGCUUUGCUUAUGGUCUUUAUCCGGCACCAAAGUCGUUUUGGAGAACAGGCCACUGUUCCAUUUCGUGUCUUGCGAAGAAGAAGCGUUCUUUUCGGCUUCUUGUUCAGUUUCUACAAUAACGGAUCAUUGAGCGUCAUUGAAUACUAUAUGCCCAGCUACUUCCAGACCGUCAAAGGAUUUUCAGUGUCCAUGUCGGGUGUAAUGGUUCUUCCUACGGCAGCAGGCCUGGUGGUCUCAGUUCCUCUUGCAGGGUAUCUGACAACCUUGGUCGGAUAUUAUAGCCCAUUCAUGCUUCUAAACAGUAUCAUAACGCCCCCUGCGACUGGGCUGCUUACCACCUUGGAUGCUGGAUCAAAGCUUUGGCGCUUAAUUUCCUAUCAAGCUUUGCUGGGAUUUGGGACAGGUAUCGGUUUCCAAGGUCCUCAAGUUGCCGUUCAGGCCACCUUUUCCGACUUUGAUUCUCAGAUUGCCAUCGCUAUCAUCCAACUCGCCCAGGCCAUUGGUCCAGCCAUAGCUGUGGCCGGGGCGCAGACCAUUUUCACGUCCAAAUUAAACUCUUACCUCGCCCGGUUUGCUUCGAACCUAAAUCUAGCUGACUUGAACCGCUACGGUCUUACUGUCCCUGACUGGUUGAACCCUUCUGAGCGCGAAAUAGUGGUAUCAGCCUACAGCUAUGCUCUUAACAAUGCAUUCUAUCUUCCACUUGCCCUAGCUUGUAUGACCAUUAUCGGUGCUCUCUGCGUUGAAUGGAAGUCCAUAAAAGGCGCUGAAGAGAAAAGAUCCUAG